AUGCCCAUGGAAAAGAAUUCCUUCUCGAAGAAGCUACCAAAAGAGGCAUUCCUUUCGCUCAAAGAUCUCAUCGAAGCGGGCUGCCCGCACUCUGGGUUGUCAAUCCUUGCGCUCUCCUACCCGUGGCUCACUCCUGAGCAUCCUGACCCGGACGGCGCCAACCUCUGCCGUGUCGCCAAGGCUCUCGAGGCCCUCAUUAACGACGAGGACGAGGAAAUUUUGCGCUUUGGCGUGUUCUGGGACUACCUCUCGCUGCACCAACACCCGGACCCCGCGAACGGCAUUAUGCGCACGGAGGCUGAGAACGCUCUGUUCAAGAAGGGGCUGGGCUACCUGGGCACGCUGUAUUCGCACCAACACACGACCGUGCUGCGGCUGACCUCCUUCCCGGAGGGCCACAGGAAGGAGGACCAACGUGAAGGCGCCAACGUGGCCGAGUACUUUGACCGCGGCUGGUGCUUUACUGAGAACGCUUUGUCGAGUUUGAGCAAGGGCUCCGGCAAGUCUCUCGACCUCGGCAAAAUGACGGGCGGUGCGAUCGAGCAUGGGUCAUGGGGCAUCCUUGAAGGGGGCACACGGCUCGCCCUUGUCACAGAAUGUGUUACGGGCGGCGGGAGGCGGCCGCCGCUGUUGCCAUCGCGGUUUGCGGCGGAGCUGGAGACGAAGAGCUUUACCAACGGCAAGGACGACAAGCCGCUCGUGAAGGGAUUGUACGAGGGCGCCUUCAAGGAGCAAUUUGGCAACGCGACUGAGCUGCGGUAUAUGCGCCUCGGCUGGGGUGAGGAAGAGGCGGCCCAGGUGGCAGAGGUCAUCGCGAGCGGGGCUACCCCGCUUCUGGAAGAGCUCGAUCUUGCUGGCAACCAGAUUGGCGACGACGGGCUCAAGGCACUGGCUGCCGCUUUGGGCAGGGAGGGGAGCGCCCCGCGGCUGCAGGAGCUCGAUCUCACGAGUAACCAGAUUGGUGACGAUGGACUAAUGUCACUGGCUGCCGCCCUGAGCAACGAUGGGGUCGUCCCGCGGCUCGCGAAUCUCAUUCUCGAUGGGAACCGCUUUGGCAACGAGGGACUCAAGGCGCUGGUCAGCGCCCUCAGCAGAGAGAGUGGCGCCUCGCAGCUACAGAGGCUCGAAUUCUGUUCCAACGAAAUUGGCGACGAGGGACUCAAGGCGCUUGCCGCCGCCUUCGGCGGGAAGGGAUGCAUCCCGCGGCUUACGGAGCUCGACCUUAGGGACAACCAGAUUGGCGUCGAGGGCUUCAAGGCGCUGGCCUCCGCCCUUCGACAGGAGGGUGCGUUCCCAAGCUUGAAGGCGCGUGCCUUUCAGCCGCACCACUUUAGUGUACGCGCACGCCAUUUGCCCUUCUCACCCUCCUGGCGCGUUUCGCAGAUUCUCUACGUGGACCACAAGCCUUGGAAGCUGUGGUUCGUAUGUAAGAGACGCGGCAUAAUUCUUUGGCGAGACGGCGGUCUUUUUGCGAAGGCUACUGCAAAAGCAGGAGAGUGGGCCGAGGACGCUAUCAACCGCAUUGGCAAGGCGCGUCGAGUAUGCAGGCUAGUAGGUUCAUGCUAG
Messenger RNA from Emiliania huxleyi CCMP1516, 1566 nucleotides. RefSeq lists its product as hypothetical. Bases 1 to 1566 code for a protein of 521 amino acids. The transcript is spliced from 2 exons. The record is from RefSeq and is a predicted model, not a curated record. Gene Ontology annotation, cellular component: nucleus; cytosol; perinuclear region of cytoplasm. NCBI's taxonomy places the organism in Eukaryota, Haptophyta, Isochrysidales, Noelaerhabdaceae. Gene Ontology annotation, molecular function: GTPase activator activity; small GTPase binding. Gene Ontology annotation, biological process: activation of GTPase activity; nucleocytoplasmic transport.